This is a messenger RNA of Tripterygium wilfordii, 1278 nucleotides long. RefSeq lists its product as uncharacterized. Lineage: Eukaryota; Viridiplantae; Streptophyta; Magnoliopsida; Celastrales; Celastraceae. Bases 1 to 1278 code for a protein of 425 amino acids. The record is from RefSeq and is a predicted model, not a curated record. The transcript is spliced from 2 exons.
AUGAUACAGUUCUCAAGUAGUCGCAAGAUCCAUAAGUGUUCUGAUGACUUAUACCGACUGCCACAGCGAGUGGGAGAAUCCCUCCGUGAUUUCUUGGCUAGGUUCAACACGGAGAAGGUAUCUAUACCUUACUGCGAUCCAGGGACUGCUAUACAAGCACUUCGGAGUUGUCUACUCCCAGAUGAGCAAUUUUACGAAGAACUCACAAAGUAUAACAUAAGGAGUUAUGAAGAAGCUCUUGUUAAAGCCACUGUGUUUGUUCGAUGGGAGGAGGAUGCGAGGAGAAAAUCAUCCAAUCCUCAUAAAGAAGAGAAGCGCGAAGAUAAGCGCAUGAAAAAGGAGCAAUCCACCGUUGGCCAGCCUAGCAAUAACUGGCGCUCCCAUAAGUUGGGACCAUCACAUUAUACGAAGAAUUGCCCGGAGUAUCCCCUUCGGAUACAUCAAGUCGAGGCUGUGCAAGUCUUGAAGAAGAUGGGCAAUGAGGUGACGUGGCAACCCAAAAAGGAAACUGAAGGGUGGAAAGACCCUAAGAAGUGGUGUGAUUUUCAUCAAGAUAUUGGGCACACCACUCCUGAAUGCAGAGGCCUCACGUAUGAGAGCUAUUUGGGAAAGAGGAAAGUUGAUGACCCAGAGGCGUUACCACCGCCACCAUUAGCCACUCAAACUUACUGUGUAAUCUCUGGAGGGUCAGAGAUUAGAAGACUUUCUCAUACCUCUGCCAAGAAGCAUGAGAAAGAAGCGGCGACCCCAGCCGCCAAAAUGGCACAGUCUAUAGGGACUUUCACUAACCAAAUAAUGGUCUUCGUUGAUGACGAGGCUACCCAGCUUUUACAUCCGCACCAUGAUGCUUUGGUGUUUAUGCUUCAGGUUGCUAACAUUAAUCUGAAGCAAAUCUUAAUUGACAACGGAAGUUCAGCCAAUGUAUUAUUUUUGGCUACGUAUAAAGGGAUGGGUCUAGAUGAAACCCUAAUAUUGCGGAAGUCAACAACGCUUAUUGGGUUCAAUGGUGAGGUGAGUCAUUCGCUGGGUGAAGUUACCUUAUCAAUCUAUGCUCCAGGAUUGAACAAGCAGACUAGGUUAUUGAUUGUGGAUUCGCCUUCUGCUUAUAAUGCUAUUCUAGGACGCCCUUGGUUGCACGCUAUAUGGGUUGUACCCUCUACUUAUCACCAAGUCCUACAUUAUCCUACCAAUAAUGGCGUUAGGGAAAUCUUGGGGGAUCAGCACUCUUCUAGAAGUCGCUACAAAACCACCAUGAGGAGCAAGAACGAGUCCUCAUAG